Molecule: messenger RNA, 1407 nt
Organism: Amphimedon queenslandica
Lineage: Eukaryota; Metazoa; Porifera; Demospongiae; Haplosclerida; Niphatidae
Product: sorting and assembly machinery component 50 homolog
Exons: 11
Coding region: 24-1316 (430 amino acids)
Biological process (GO): protein insertion into mitochondrial outer membrane
Cellular component (GO): outer membrane
Source: RefSeq, a predicted model, not a curated record
AUAAAGUCCGUAUAUCCUCAAAGAUGGAGGAAGGUAACUUCAUGAGAAUUACUAAUGCAAAGGUAAAGGUUUGUAAAGUACAAGUAUUGGGAUUAAAUAGAACAAAAAAUGACAUAGUCACUGAGCAAGUAAAAGACGUCUUAAAAUCAGAAAACCUGCUUGAGCUGGUUGCAAACUCACUGGAGUCAGUUGACAGAUUAAAAUCACUCAACGCUUUCAAGGAAGUCAAUUUAGAGUUUGGUGCCUGUAGGAAUAAAAUGGGAAAGAUUGAUGGAACUGCAGUUACAUUUAGAGUGAAGGAGAAUGGUCUUAUAGCCUCAUCAAUAUCAGCUAAUGCAGGAACACAGAGUGGAGAUGCUAACCUUAGUUUCUCAUUGAGGAAUAUUUUCGGCCGAGCAGAGCAGUUAAAAGUUGUCUCAACAACUGCCUUCCCUCAGUGGGGUCAGACAAUACAACUGGAACUCACCAAGCCAUAUUAUAAAGACAUUACUAGACAGUUUUGUGCUGGCUUGGGUACUACUAACUUCAAGCAACCUCCUUGUGGAUAUCAAGAAAAUAUUUAUGAGCAGAAAGUCCAAAUGCAAUGUUUCUCAAGAUUAGGUCAUCAUACGUUUGGCUGGUUUUGUGACUGGAGAGAAUUGUUUGGAUUUGAUAAUGGAGUGCCCAUGAGCAUUAGGAAAGAUGCAGGGCAUUCUUUAAAGAGCUCAUUAAAACAUGUGUUAGUGACAGACAAUAGAGAUGAUCCAUUGCUCCCAAGUGAGGGAUAUCUUACUAAACUAACUCAUGAAGUGGCUGGCUUGGGCGGUGAUAUCUGCUUUAGUAAAGCUGAAGUUCAGACACAAAUGUUCAAAGAAAUAUUUCCUGAAUGGGUCCUGGGUCUCUCGUUUUGGGGCGGACUUCUAAAACCAUUUUCUCCUUCAAAAAUCAACGACCGGUUCCUCCUUGGUGGCAGUACUACUCUCAGAGGUUUUGAAAUGUGGGGGGUGGGGCCACAUCGCCAUGGUUACAGCUAUGGAGGUGAGGCUUACUGGGCUACGGGACUCCACCUUUUCCUACCCCUCCCGUUUACAAGCGGUGAAUUCUUUAGAAGGAUAAGGUUUCACGGAUUCUUAACUGCAGGAAAUCUCAACGAGCUAUGUUCGUUGUCAAGUUUUCUGAAUUUGUUAAAAGAGACACGCCUUUCUGGUGGAUUUGGAAUGCACUGUAGACUGGGCAUAGCUCAAAUUGAGCUUAACUAUGCAAUACCACUCAGGGCUCAGUCACAUGACCGGCUCAAACCAGGACUUCAAUUUGGGAUUGGACUUGACAUGUUAUAAUAAUUUGGUAUCAGAGAUCAAUAAUAAUUAUUAUUAUAUCAUUAUUCAUUUAAAGGCGGUUGUGUCUGUACGUGUGUACUGUUAGCAUUAA